UGGAGAGGUGAUUCAGUUCGAGACCUCCUGCAGGCCAUAUCCAGCUGUUACGCGGCUUUGUGCGGUGUGCCUCGUGUGGCUCAAGCUCUGAUCUCUGCCAUGGCGGCGGCGUCCGGCCGGGAUCGUGUCGCCUCCGCGCUCCUUAUCCUCCUGCUUGUUCUGGGCGCCACCGCGGAGACUACUGAGGCCAACGCCGCCGUUGAUCCCAACCAGGAGCGUCAGGUGCCGUGGAGUCCUGCGCCUGCACCCUCCCCCAUGAACCCGAUCGACUGCCGGAGCGCGCUGUCGUCGCGGCCGAACCUGUGCAACAGGGCGUGCGGGUCCUGCUGCGCGCGCUGCAGCUGCGUGCCACCGGGCACCUCCGGGAACUACCACAUGUGUCCCUGCUAUGCCGCCAUCACCACCCGCGGCGGCCGCCCAAAGUGCCCCUGACGCCGCCGGCCGGCCGCCGGUCACAGAACAAGAACAAGAACGACAACGACUCGCCUGUGUAGUACUAGCUAGUCGUGUGCGACGUGUGUACGACGAGCAAUAAUAUUAAUGUUGCCAUGGACGGUUCCGUUUAUAUGCAUCAUGCGCAUGCGCGCCCGCAUUUUUUGCAAUUUA
Panicum virgatum (switchgrass) is the source of this 606-nucleotide messenger RNA. Its product is annotated as gibberellin-regulated protein 11-like. The transcript has 3 exons. The record is from RefSeq and is a predicted model, not a curated record. Lineage: Eukaryota; Viridiplantae; Streptophyta; Magnoliopsida; Poales; Poaceae. Bases 100 to 432 code for a protein of 110 amino acids.